AUGGAGAAAGCAAUCCUCAUAGCGUUUUUUCUCGUAGCCACAUCAAUGGCUUAUAAUCAAGCUCUCGCUCAAGAAGAAGAUAUCAUCAUCAGUCCAUCUCCAGAAGAAUUUGCAGACGAGCCAGCUGCAUUUUACGACCAUGAACUCCUACACCACAUGACGACAGAACGAAUCCGAUUUCUCCAAGAGUGUGCGGACAAGAUGAGCUCGAAAUGCGGGACGGAGAUUUCGGAAGGGUUGGUCUACGACAAGCCCGUGUCGGAGGCUUGUUGUGAGAACGUGUUGAGGAUUGGAAUAGAUUGCCACGAAGGGUUGAUGAGUUUUGUUUUCGCUACGUAUGAGCUAAAGGAUGUUGCUGAUGAGAUUUUUCCUAGGAGCAAGAAGAUUUGGAACCAAUGUGUUCGCACUACUGCUGCUCGGAUUGGUGCACCUAUCGCUUAUGAAACUUGA
Molecule: messenger RNA, 450 nt
Organism: Thlaspi arvense
Lineage: Eukaryota; Viridiplantae; Streptophyta; Magnoliopsida; Brassicales; Brassicaceae
Source: the annotation of a GenBank genome assembly